Messenger RNA from Pocillopora verrucosa, 844 nucleotides. The record is from RefSeq and is a predicted model, not a curated record. Lineage: Eukaryota; Metazoa; Cnidaria; Anthozoa; Scleractinia; Pocilloporidae.
AUGGUGAUAGGAUACUCAGGGAAACUGUUACUUUCUGGUAACUGUGCAAUGGAGGAUGACAGUUGCUCAGGUUUGUUUGAGCUACUUCGGAGAGUUCGAGAGACAGUCUCGCGACGAAUCGGUUGUGCAAGUAUCCAAGACAGUCAAACAGAGAAAUCAAUGAAGAUCUCCGUAGUUUUUGCCUUUGCCUUCGUGGCUAUGUGUGUUCUUGAAUGCUGUGUUUCAGAUCAAUGGGAAAAGCAGAAUACCUCACCAGUGUGCUUUGGCGCAAAGGACGGUCAGUUUGGCAGAUUCUAUGUUAAAAGUGGUUAUAGAAAGCUGGCUGCUGUGAGGUUGGUUCAUCUCUACGGAUACGUUUCCUGUGACACACGACAUGUCUCUUAUUGGUCUUACUGGGGCUGUGGCUUGUACCGCUGGGGACUGGGCAAGAUUAAUGUUGUCAUAACAACGUCGGGCAAUCACGUUCUUUUGCCACCGCGCCAGUUCAUCGUAAAUGAUGGUGCUAAAUGGUCCCAGGUUCCUGGAUAUAACUCACUCUCCCCAGAGUUAGUGCUAUCGUUUUUCAGCCCCUCCCGCGUCAACCGCCACCAAGAGUUACGAGUGUGGUAUGGCGAGGAUCUGAUGAAUACCAGCGAGGGAGACAAUGGUGGCACCGCUUGCGUUGAUGUAUAUGCAAUUUUCGUCUGAACUUUCACUGAGCAGCAGAUAGUCGUAAUAAAACUUUUUAUGGCUUUUUAAGUGAUGGAAUCAUAAACUAGAAAAGUGCUUACUUUGAUAUUAAGUUUAUCUCUGUACUGCUUUUGGGACCAGUCCUUAUUUACCGCCGAGGGGAAGGGUAGGGGAG